AUCUUUCUACUCCUUGCACUCUUCAACUCCUCUGUCUCUCCCUUCUCUCUGUGUUUUCUGUUUUCAAUGGCCGCUGACGUGAGCUCGCUGUUCAGAACAAUCAGCGGUCGGGAUAUGAAUGAAUCUGGUGGUGGUGGCAAGCCAACGGCCCCGAUCACACGGGACUUGCUUGGUGGCUGUUGCUCCCUUGACUCCAAGGAAUUGGACCUUGACUUGCAGGUUCCUUCUGGAUGGGAAAAGCGCCUCGACUUGAAGUCUGGAAAGGUGUACCUUCAGAGAUGCAAUUCUACAAACUCUUCGGCUUCUACAAUGGAAAAUAAACAACAAAACAAUCACCCUGCUGGAAAGCUGCAAGACCUCAACUUUCCUCCCUCAUCAAAGCUACAAUUGAACCUAUUUGAUGAAGCCAACUUAGACUUGAAGUUGGUGCCUUCAUCGUCAUCACCACCCUCCUCGUCCAGUCUGCACAGCGUAUGCACGCUUGAGAAAGUAAAAUCCGCACUUGAGAGGGCGGAGAAAGAAUCAAGCAGCAGGAAGCGAUCAAUGUCCUUGUCAAAUUCAUCGUCCCCACUUUCAAACUCUCUUUCUUCUUCAAUCAGGGAUUAUUGCGAGAUUGAUCAAGAGAAUACCUCUGCUUCAUUUGCUGCUGGCUGCCCUAACUGUCUGCUCUAUGUUCUAAUAUCCAAGAACAGUCCAAGAUGCCCCCGAUGCAACACUGUCGUCCAAUCACCAACGCUGGACAAGAAGCCUCGUAUAGAUCUCAACAUAUCAAUAUAAAUUAAAAUAAGAUUGUGGAGGCCGGGAGGAGGGUGGGCAGGGGCAUUGAUCCUUAUGAUUUUUUGUAAAGAUAGAAGAUAUAGUGUCUGUAAGUGAAUAGAACAGUAUAUAGAUGUUUUAAAGAUUUGAACUGCUUUGUUAGAAAGGCAGACAAAAUCAAUGAUCUUUCUUCUAUCCGAGAUAUUUCUUCAUCUUUGAUUUGAUAUCAUCUUCAAUUCA
Ipomoea triloba (trilobed morning glory) is the source of this 996-nucleotide messenger RNA. RefSeq lists its product as uncharacterized. NCBI's taxonomy places the organism in Eukaryota, Viridiplantae, Streptophyta, Magnoliopsida, Solanales, Convolvulaceae. The coding region runs from base 67 to 777 and encodes 236 amino acids. The transcript is spliced from 2 exons. The record is from RefSeq and is a predicted model, not a curated record.